AUGUACACGGACGGGGUGAUGCACGGAUACGGCGUCUACACCUGGUCCUCCGAUGACUCCAUGUACUUUGGGGAGUGGAAGAACAACUCGCAGAACGGGUGCGGGGUGAAGCUGUACGGCUCCGGCGCGGUCGAGGUCGGGGAGUGGAAGGAUGACCAAUACCUCGGCGAGUACACCGGACGGUGCGGAGAGGACGAGCAGGACACGGCCAUGUUCAACGCCAUGAAGGCGGCGAACCGAGCACGAAUGUUCACGAAUAAGCCCGAUGGCGAGGUUACCAUCCUGAAGAAUAUCGCCCGACCGGAGGAGUCCGUAAACAACCACCCGGUUGUGUACGAGGGUGGCACGGAGUGGAUGAUGCCGGGGUACAAGGGGGAGCAGUACGAGCCGCCGGCCGACUUCGCGGAAAAGAACCCAGUCCUGUACUCGCAAAUGAAGACGUUCAAUAAGUACUGGGAGCGCGCGUGGAGGUACUACAACAUCGACGUUCCGGAGGAUCGAUCCGACGCCAAGUCUCGUGAGCUCAAGUUUUUGACGGAUGAACCGCAAGAACUUCGGGUGGUCGACGAAGAUUACGACGAGUACGAUGACGCGGACGAGGAGGAGGACGAGGAGGAGGACCAACCUGCCGCUCGCUCUCGUCGCGCCGGUCCGGCGGCGAUGUCAAUUAGCCUUCGCCGAGCCAACCCAGUGGCACAAGCGUUCUCGCGCUUGGGCAAGAGCAAGCAAGCUAUCCGCAUGAAUCCGCUCAGGGCGGCGAAAGGAGCAUUCGAGGCCGCUCGCGAACGCGUUGCGAGCGCUUGCAAGGUCACGUUUGCGUGA
Ostreococcus tauri is the source of this 822-nucleotide messenger RNA. Its product is annotated as MORN motif. The transcript has a single exon. Bases 1 to 822 code for a protein of 273 amino acids. The record is from RefSeq and is a predicted model, not a curated record. Lineage: Eukaryota; Viridiplantae; Chlorophyta; Mamiellophyceae; Mamiellales; Bathycoccaceae.